GAACGGAAGUACAGCACAUGUGACGUCAUUAGGUGAACGCCUGAACAAGGAAAAGACCAAAACCGAGAGCGGAGACAAAUAAACAAACACAUUCUGAGGGAAAAUAUCAAAAUAGUCCUCCAAACUUCAUACAAACUCUAAAAUAACAACAUAAUGGACGACACUCUGUUCCAGCUAAAGUUUACAUCAAAGCAGUUGGAGCGACUGGCCAAAAAAGCAGAGAAAGACUCUAAAGCAGAACAAGCUAAAGUGAAAAAGGCUCUUCAGCAGAAGAACGUGGAUUGUGCGCGAGUGUAUGCAGAGAAUGCCAUUCGCAAGAAAAACGAGGGCCUGAACUGGCUGCGUAUGGCAUCACGUGUGGAUGCAGUAGCCUCAAAGGUUCAGACAGCCGUGACUAUGAAAGCGGUGACGAAAAACAUGACACAGGUGACUAAAUCUCUGGAUAAGGCUCUGAACUCCAUGGAUCUGCAGAAAGUGUCAGCUGUUAUGGACAAGUUUGAGACCCAGGUUCAGAAUCUUGAUGUUCACACCUCGGUGAUGGAGGACUCCAUGAGCUCUGCGACCACACUGACCACUCCACAGGAUCAGGUGGAUGAUCUGAUUCUGCAGAUAGCGGAGGAGAAUGGGCUGGAGGUGGUGGAUCAACUCAGUCAGCUGCCAGCUGGAGCUGCAUCACUGGGAGAAACCUCAGUACGCUCACAGGAUAAAGAAGACCUGCUCUCUAGACGGUUGGCUGCCUUACGUAACUGAUGGUGUUCUGAGAUUCAGUUAAACCCUUCCAGCUUGGAGGACUUUACCAGACCGUUGAUUUUUGUAGCCUUAUCUAUUUAUAUAAAGUAUCACACAAAAAUUCUCUUUUGGCUUUAUCUUUGUAUCUCAUCUCCUAUCAUCAAACAUACUUGUGUACAAUUCUGAAUUUUCAUACAAUGGAAACAAGGGAAAGUACUGAUGUAGAGGGUUGCUGGGGUUUGCUCAUUGUCGUUGCCAAUGGCUCUGUGUUCAUUUAUGUUUGUAUCUUUUGUUUCAAUCUGAUAGAGGGUGAAACCUUCAUAACAUUGUUACGUACAGAUUUUGUUAUAGUGUAUUAUGCAGUGCAUGAAAUAGAGCGCAGCAUGAUUAAUCACAUGAAGGGAUUGAGUGUAUUUUCAAUCUGUCAGAGUUUGCUUUGGUUCCUCAUGCCUUACUGCCGUGCACUGGUGUGUUAGUAGGUGCUUCAUUCAUUCAGUGCCUCCAUCGAACUACAGAGUGAAGAGUCCACCCCAUAAACACAUGGGACUUUGGUUUUUAUUAACACCUGACAUACGUCUGUAGUCACAGUCUUUUCUGGGGCGGUUUAGCUUGGAGAAGGGUUAAGUUUUACUAGAAUUUACUUCUGGAGGUCUUCUUUUGUUUUAUGUGCUUCUAUUCUAAAAAUAAAAUGAUUCUAAUAUUAUUGCUGAAAUGGAGCAAUGUCAGACGGCAUGUUCCAGUGCCACUGUUUUACUUCGUUUAAAAAAAAAUAAUAAAAAAACAUUUUUGUUAUGUGGUUUAUGUUGGUCCAUAUCUUAUAACUUGACCACAAAGGGAGAUAAAGGACAGAAUGACCGCCUCAGUUACCAUUCACUUUCAAAAAAAGAUGCAAUGCCAGUGAAGGGUGACUUACGCUAUCGUUCUGCCUGACGUCUUGUGUUCCAAAAGGUUUGAAAAAUCAUGAGGGUGAGUAAAAGUUUGCAGAAUUUAGAUUUUUGGGUAACCUAUCCAACUUAUGGUUUGUAGUGAAUCAUAACUGUAAAAAAAGUAUGCUGAUCUUUUUCUCAGAUAAAACCCAUUGAAACAAUGUCCAUUUUAUUGAAAGUAUUUCUACAUUAGCAUAAAAUUCAACACUAAAUAUUUCAAGUAUGAUAAAAAUAUAAUCAUAGUAAGGAACAACACAAAAUUGUUUGAGCUUUUUAAGAAAUGCAGAACGUAUAAAUUCAAUAAUGAUUUAUCUCUUCUUUGGAGAUAAUAUGCUUGUACUAGUUACAGUAUUUAAACAUUAAUUCAAAAUGGAUCAACACAUUCUGUCUGGAUACAAAUCUAAAGUUUAUUUCCCACUGCUUUGUUUCUGUUGCUUUAUGUUUUUAAGAAUGCAAGUGUGUAAUAAAUUUUCUGAUCUUACUUG
Messenger RNA from Xyrauchen texanus (razorback sucker), 2140 nucleotides. It is a transcript of the gene chmp1a, whose product is annotated as charged multivesicular body protein 1A. The record is from RefSeq and is a predicted model, not a curated record. Bases 154 to 750 code for a protein of 198 amino acids. The transcript has 7 exons. Gene Ontology annotation, cellular component: ESCRT III complex; multivesicular body. NCBI's taxonomy places the organism in Eukaryota, Metazoa, Chordata, Actinopteri, Cypriniformes, Catostomidae. Gene Ontology annotation, biological process: late endosome to vacuole transport; protein transport; endosome transport via multivesicular body sorting pathway.